Messenger RNA from Vitrella brassicaformis, 1535 nucleotides. Lineage: Eukaryota; Vitrellaceae. The record is from the annotation of a GenBank genome assembly.
CACAGCGGGUGGGCGUAAUGCACAAGGGCCUACUGUGAUGCCAUCGAUCUGCAUGCACCGUCCGAGUGGCGCUGAUCUAAUGCUGCGAGGUGCCCUCAUCCCUGCGACGCCGUUCGGACGCUCUGAGGUGAGAGAAGGGCAACCAGGAGGGCCUGAUGACACCAGCAAUGACAUCCCUGUGUGGUUCCUCUGUGUGAUUGUGGCAGAUCUGUGACUCACUAAGGGCUUCUUCCGUCGGCAUGUUAACCGAUGUGCGGCGAUGGCUGAAGGGCUUAUUCGCGGUGAGCCAGGCGAUGGGAGCAGCCUACAGUGAAACGGUCUGUCUGUGUUGAUGUUGACUGCAGACAUCGUCUGACGCAUCAGCCACUGUCUUUGCCGCUGACGUGCCGCAAGAUGUCGCCCCGACGGUUGCCGAGUACGUCAGGAGUUACUCACAGCUGGAGGCCCUCAUCGACGCCCAUCCCACCCAGUUCACCGCCGCCGUCCUGCUGCCCAUCCUCAAGCGGCGGCUGUCCGUCGUGGUGGCCUCGAUCUUUGGUGGCCUGGUGGAGGUGCCCCUACCUCAGCUGACUCAGAGUGUGUCCAUCAUUGUGGCCAUCACACGUCGGCUCUUCAUCCUCGAGAGGGGCGGCGAUUGGGCCAGAUGGCGGCCAGUGCUGGAGAUGCUGUACUUGCUGAGGGGCAAUAGGCCUUUGGUGCUGGAUGACGACGACUUCGGUGUCUGCGGCAGCCGGGCGGCCUUCAUCGGCGAGACCGAGGCCGUCCGGCAGUGGAAGAUACUCAGCCGGGGGGUCCCUGUCAGUUUUCGAGGCCAAAUGAUACGACUGAUGGGCGCCAACAUGAUUUUCCGCCGCGGCGCCAACACGAGCCAGUAUCUCCUCACCCCUCUGGACGGACCGAGCCCCCUCUUCCCUAAUGUAUUCGAUCCAGCCAAUCCGCCCACUCAGCUGAGAGACUGGACGAGCCCCAGCUACACAUCGAUGGUGGCCUUCGUCCUUUUCAGCUGGCUUCGUAACGGCGACCACAUCCCUUGCAUCAAGUUCUGGUUGUCUUGGCGUCCUGCCUCUGCUGCCUCUCGGCGUGUGAAAGGGCUGCUGGCGGCUUCUCCCAGCAAAGUGGCACAGAGGGGGGCGGGGGCGUUCGUGUUCGACGAAAAGUUCUCUGCCCGGGUGGUACGACAGGGAGAUCCAUCAUCGGUGCCGGACGGGAAGAUAGAGAGCCGUCAUCGGCGGCUGGUGGUGCUGGGCAGUGGGGCGAUGGGUGAGGGGCACAUGGCGGUCAUUUGGCUGAGCGAUCGGGAGGGUUAUUAUUUUCGUGAUGUCUCCAUCUACUCAACCGAGCCGGCCCCCCACGACAAGACGCGCACUGUCGUGAUGAGAGUGUUGGGGGAUCAGCUGGGGGGCAAAGUGUGGCGGGAGGAGAGGGAGACGGACGAGGCCAGGGAAGCUACGGCGUGCGCUGUGAUGUGAUCGGGGGCUCUGCUGUAAGUGUGUCGAUUGUCCAUCCAGGACAGACAGCUUGGCGGUCAAUGAGAG